Molecule: messenger RNA, 511 nt
Organism: Eruca vesicaria subsp. sativa (arugula)
Lineage: Eukaryota; Viridiplantae; Streptophyta; Magnoliopsida; Brassicales; Brassicaceae
Source: the annotation of a GenBank genome assembly
AUGGGAAAUUGUGUAAGAAGCAACCUAAGCGACUUCAGAGGGAGACGAUCGAUGGAUCCUCGGAUAUGGCACAAAGUCGCCGCGGUUUCUGGCAUGGCAGCUCUUGGUUUAGGAACCUACGGUGCCCAUGUCUUUAAGCCAGAAAACCCUUCUUACAAACAGGUGUGGCAAACGGCUUCUCUGUACCAUUUGGUUCACACGGCAGCUCUUGUUUCUGCUCCUACCACCAAAUAUCCCAACAUUUUUGGUGGGUUGUUGACUGCUGGGAUUGUGGCCUUUUCCGGCACGUAAGUUGUUGUUUCUUUUCUCGCGUUUUUCUUAAAUUUUGGAAUUAGAACUCAUGAAUGGAUCUGUUUGUUGGUUGAGAAUGUUUGCUGGAUGUCUUGUAAUUUGGAGUUUCCUGUACGAAGACUAGUCUCUGGCACCAUCAAUGUUUGCCCACAAUACUGAAGUUGAUCUGAUUAGCAUAGGUAUCUCUGUAUCUAAGCUAAUGAUUGUAUUGGGAAGGAGU